UCUCUGUUACCUCACCUUACCUUUAUACCUUCAUCUCGCCGAACUAUUUCAACUUGAAGCACGAUACCACGAUACUCACUGCUCCACCUUUGCGCUUCCUAUCACCAGACAAUGCGGUUUAUCUCGCUUCGCAAACCCCGUUGACCCCUUCACGCGUCUCGCUACCUACCUGGGCAUCAAGGGACUUGGACCAAAGAGUCAUUGUCAUCCGUUCACGUGCUUGUUUAUGACCACGUCCUGAUGACAUCUUCACACCAUGUCGACCCUUAGCCAUCACAACCGUGGCCUGCCCUUCCUACAUCGGAAUUGGCUCAAGGCUACCAACCACUGGAACUCCAAGAUGGGCAACAAGUCUUCUUCCCAGACUCGCGACGCCGGCGACAAGCUUGCUGAGGACGACCACCAGGCCCGGCGUGCAGCAAAACGCCGCCGUAUCGAUGACGACUAUGAUGGUUUCCCGCUAUUUGAGAACUAUGGCACCGCCCAGCGUGCCCUUCGCAUCGAGGUCCUCAAGAUCAGCCACAAGGACUCGCCGCGGGUGAAGAACGGUAUCUUUAACGGUGUUAUCGCCCCCAACGUUAGGGAUGUCGUCCAGGUCAAGGCCCGCUGCAAGCUCACCAUCAGCGGCUACAAGGGCGGCGAAGCGGUCGUCUUGCACGUCGACAGCCAAGUUUGCGAUGUUCGCGUCUUCAAAAACCCUGCCGGCUCGUCCCCCAUGGCUCGUUUUUCCUCCAUCCGGCCCUUUCACGUUCCAGAAGAGAAGAUCUUUCUCGAGCGUGACGACGAUGCCAUCUUCGGUCUGGCCAACUCUUACUCGGUGCUCGUCGAGCUCGAGUCCGCCGGCGACGCCAACUGGCCGCCAACCGAUCUCGUCCCCAUCAGUGACGAGGACACGUUCUACAACAGGGGGCUCCCGUCUCGGCAGUGGGUGCUCACCGCCAACAUCGCCGACCUCUUUAGCAGCCGCAAUCGCAAGUCGGUCCGCCUACGGGUAAAGAAGCAGCCCAUCAAUGACGUUGCUACCAACUUCCUCAUGGACAUGGACGUUCGUUGGUUAACAGCCAUAUCGAGCCAGCGGAGGCCGCGAGAACCUACCAAAGAUAUCCAGCCCUCCAUCUCGGUGGUUGACCCCCACGAACCCCCUGCGCCCGUGGUUAACGGCAACGCCAACAUUGUCAAUGGCACAAAUAUGCAUCACCGUGACUCCCAGGUUAAUGGCGAGGGGGAGCCCGCACCAAUUGGGCAAGCGAACGGAUCCGUAGCUGAUCCAGCCGACGAGCUGGCCGAGGGCGAGCUUACUCCCGGUCGCUCUCGGCGAACAAGGCUAGACAUCAACUACAACGUCAAGCAGAUGUGGAACAACGCGGUCGGGAAGGAGACUAGGAAGCGGCGGAAGCUUGGGGAGGACCACAGCCAGCUCGACGAGCACACCAUCACAUACCUGCUCCCGCCAGAACAGGUCCAAACGGACAAGUUUGCCUGCCUCCUGUGUGGUGCCGAGAACGACCGUCUCUGCCAGCUGCGUGCUCACUACCUAAGCCAUCCGCAGUAUGAUUUCCACUUUGAAAUCAAGCCCAAGGCGGGGUACUGUGUCACUGUAAAACCGAACGCCGACAGCCGCGGCUCCCCCUUGAGGCCGAAGGUGUACCAGCUCGGCCUGCCCGUUAAACCCCUCGACCUGGACAAGUACGUAAACGGAGAUGACUCCUGGGUCACCUCCCGUCUCGGCCCAGAAAAUGGCCGCGAAGUCUUUGAAGAUACCGCGCCGCAAGGAGGGCGUACAAAACUCACCACCAAACGGACCCGUCGCAAGGUUCUCGUCCCCAAAUCCAAACAACCCCUCUUCGACCCCCUCAGCAAAGUCCGGCUGCAGCCCGGCACCCCGGUUCCGCAGUACCAAAUCGACGACUCGUGGCUCCUGCUCAAGCAUCGGGACAACCUGCAGGACUUCAUCGACCUCAACUCGGCCGAAAAGGAGUAUCUACAGGUGUGGGACGCCUUCAUCCUACGCCAGCACGUCUCGUCGCCGCAGUACCUGCCCCGCAAUUUCCUGCGCUUCGUGCGCGAGAACGCCGCCUGGCUCUCGGCGAAGCGGUCCCGGACCGACGAGUUCAGCAAGCACGUCGCCACGCUGCUCGCCCGCUGCGUGCUGCCGGACGAGGCCAUCGUCAAGGCCACGCAGCUCCUGGAGGACGCCCGGGCCCGCCGCGCCGCGGGCGAGGUCGGGGACGCGCCCGCGUCCGCCCUGCAGCCUGUUAGGAACAAGGCUUCGGGCGGCUGCUGCACCGCGUGUGGCGGACCCGUGCCCCCGGCCACGAUGCUGGUUUGUGCGAACAAGGAAUGCGAACACCGGCUUUAUCACGAUGCGUGCGUGGAAGACACGGAGGAGGCGGUGGCGAAGGGGAGGGGUUGGAGGUGCAAGACUUGCUCGUAACGAGAGCAAGGGGGGCGGGAAUGUAGGCUAUUUCUGGGGUUGA
Messenger RNA from Chaetomium fimeti, 2477 nucleotides. RefSeq lists its product as uncharacterized. The transcript is spliced from 3 exons. Gene Ontology annotation, cellular component: nucleus; RSC-type complex. Gene Ontology annotation, molecular function: chromatin DNA binding. Bases 257 to 2434 code for a protein of 725 amino acids. The record is from RefSeq and is a predicted model, not a curated record. Lineage: Eukaryota; Fungi; Ascomycota; Sordariomycetes; Sordariales; Chaetomiaceae.